AUGGCUGCCGAUCAAGGAGCUUGUGCAGUCCGAACCCGUCGUUAUUUUUACGAUUCGAGCACGAAUCGAUGUACAGAAUUCGAAUAUGGUGGUUGUGAGGGCAAUUUGAACAAUUUCGACACUCGAUUGAAAUGCGAACAGUUCUGCAUCGACGGUUAUGAUCUGGACACGAGCAGUGCGUUUUUGAGUGGGACUGAGCCGAUGCAGGCUUAUCAAAUCGGAUUGACACUCAGCGGACCACUUUUAAGACAUGAAAAUCGACCAGGAAUAAACGAGUGA
Anisakis simplex (herring worm) is the source of this 279-nucleotide messenger RNA. The record is from the annotation of a GenBank genome assembly. NCBI's taxonomy places the organism in Eukaryota, Metazoa, Nematoda, Chromadorea, Rhabditida, Anisakidae.